AUGUUCUUCAAGAAACUGCGCUCGCGCUCGAAAUCCUCCUCCAAAAGCACCAAGCCGUCCAUCGACCGCGUAACCUCGUCCUCGUCGACCACGCACCAGGAAACGAUCCGGGAGGUGAAAGUGCCGGCAGUGACGGUCUCGGGUCCUGCGGCGGGGGAAGAGGGCGAGGAGACGAGUGAUUAUAAGGCGUUUUUGGAGAAAGCGAGAUGGGAUGCGGAGAGGAAGGAGAAGGAGACAGUGAGGAGUAUUAUGAAGGCGAGGGAGACGAAUUUGAGUCCGUGGGCGGGGAGGAUAGUCUGCCAGCUUGAGGUGCGAGUGCUGGGGUGGCAUACGGGAAAGAGGAUGCAGGACCAGCAUGAUCUAGUCCUUGUAGAUCGUCUUUCGACCUCGAACAUCAAUCCCUUCGACCAAGUAUCGAUGCCAUUUUUUUCAAUCCCAACACCCACAGGAAGUGUCCGGUCCCAAAUCGAAGCACAAUAA
This is a messenger RNA of Mollisia scopiformis, 480 nucleotides long. RefSeq lists its product as uncharacterized. The coding region runs from base 1 to 480 and encodes 159 amino acids. NCBI's taxonomy places the organism in Eukaryota, Fungi, Ascomycota, Leotiomycetes, Helotiales, Mollisiaceae. The record is from RefSeq and is a predicted model, not a curated record. The transcript is spliced from 3 exons.